GACAGGGAGCGUGCCGGAAGCUUACGACGUUGGUUGGUGAAAUAAAUUACUAGCAAUAAUUCCUCCCAUGCCCACCAAUAACGAGAUAAGAAAGCAGCGGUCCCUACUUGCCAAAAAAGCUUCGCUGUCCGGGGUCCACGUCCGUGCGUGACGACGUGGUUAACUUGAUCUUCGACAGGCCCAUCUCAGCCGUCCGUCUAUCUCUUCGCCAUGUUUCGACCGUGCGUGACGGCGGGGUUAACUUGACCGUCGACACUCCCUGACACCGCUGACGAGGAAAGAGAGGGACAGCAAUGAGAACGCCGAUUCAUUCCACCACCAACGGCCACUUCCCAAAUCCCCAUCCCGAUAGAAAGAGAGAGAAGAAACCGACGCGAACAUCUCUCCUCCGCUCGCCGGAAAGGAACACGAGAGGGGCGCACGGUGUCAACUGUCAACAAUCCUCGUGCUUGCACCCCCUAUCGAUUGCUUCCCCGCUUUUCCCACCUUCAAUUUGAGAUAGAAAGGUCGCCGCUUGACUGUUUGCAGGAGGAGAUGGAGCCACCCGCUGCAGAAAAGGAAGAGAAGCUCGGCGGAGAAGCGAAAUCGGAUGGAGGAGACCGGAAGAAGGAAGUGGUCGUCGACUCGUCGCCGGGAGAGAUGAGGGUGUCCAGGUUGCAAACGCCGCAUCCGGUGGCCCCCAUCCAAGUCGCCCCGCCCGCCGCCGCCACUUCAGCCACCGCCUCCGCCGGCUACCAACCCACUCCAACUCCACAUCAGGUCGACAGCCGCGGCUCGCUCAACUCCAAGGUGUACACCAAUCAGAUUUCGCUGCUGCUCUUCGUCUUCCACCUCCUUGUCGCCGGCGCCGCCAUGUGCUUCUUCUCCUACAAGGGCGUCCAGGGGUUGCUCGACUUCAGCUCCCCCAGGGCCCGAAAGGAGAGGCAUGUGCUCAAGUUCUGGCUUCCGCCCAUCGAGGGCGCCUCCGUCCUUAGCAUCGUCCUCGCCUUCGUCUGGCAGAAAGCGGUGCGGUUAUAUCCCACCGUAAUGGUCCACUUCAUCCUCUGGGCCAGCUUCUUCGCCACCAUGGCCGCCGGAAUCCUCCUCCUCUGCUUCUCCCUCCCGACCACCGACGGGCUCGGCGUCGCACUCAUCGCCUUCUCAAUCGGCGCCGGCCUCUACACCUGCUGGGUCACUCGUCGCGUCGCGUUCACGGGGCAGAUCUUCAGCCUGGCGCUGAGACCGGUGACCAAAUUCCCGGACCUGAAUGGUCCGGUCUACCUUAUGAUGGGCGUCGGGUUCCUCUGGAUCUCGGUGUGGUGCUUUGCAGUCAUCGGAGCCCUCAACUUCUACUACCCGCCACUGACCAUCCUCGCGCUGGUGCUGAGCCUGGCUUGGACGGCCGAAGUGAUGCGCAAUGUGGCCAAUUUGACGGUAAGCCGAGUGAUCGCCCUGUACUACCUUCGGGGAAUGCAGACGAACACCCAGUUCAGCUUCCAGCGCGCCACCACCAUCAAUCUCGGCAGCGCCUGCCUCGGCUCACUCUUCGUCCCCUCCAUCGAGGCGCUCAGGAUCAUCGCUCGCGGCCUCAACUUGUUGGAGGGAGAGGACGAGUUCUUGUUCUCCUGCGCUCACUGCUGCCUCAGAGUCAUGCACUCCAUCUUCCGCUACGGGAACAGCUGGGCCUUCGUCCAUAUUGCUGCAUACGGAAAGGGGUUUGUGCAAGCGUCGAUGAGCACGUGGGGGCUAUUCGAGCGGAACAAGAUGGAAGAGCUCGUCGACUCGGAUAUCACCAGCGCUGUCUGCUUUCUGACCGGAGUGACCAGCGGUGCCCUCUCGCUCAUCUUCGCCGCGUCGUGGACCUUCUCGUCCCAUAAGCACUACACGCCCACCGUCUCCCUGCUCGCCUUCUUCGUCGGCUAUCUCAUGACUCGGAUCGGCAUGGCGCUCCCGCACGCGUGCGUGGCGUGCUACUACGUCUGCUACGCCGAGAACCCGACCUCGCGGCUGUUCGACUCGACCAUCAAGGAGCGGCUCAGCAAGAUCGAACGCGAUGGGACCGUGGCAACGCCUCGGCGCAUCGCGACCACCUGAACCUCCCCUCCACACCGACGCCGGCUGUCCUUUCUCCGCCCGAGACGCGCCGUGCGAUCGAAGGGCGUUUUGACACCCGGCGAUGUGGCCAAUCAAACGCCCACCACGACGACGACGGAACCGGCGCUGCACGAAUCCAGAUUCGAGCUCGAGAUCGCGCCAGCUAGCGCUGGACGAAUCGGAGGCGCACGCCAAGUGUAUGUAUAUUUGUCUCAGUCAAAAAAGACGAGAAUCGUAGCGCGACCAAGUGGGGGAGGCGUCGUCGUCGUCGUCGUCGUCAGAGUCGCUGUCCGUGCAUUAAGUAAUGCGAGUGGUGGGUGCGGCUUUCACUGCGACAGAACGUGGGGCAGCUCUCACGGGAUGGAUGAUGGAUCGAUUUGAUUGGAGGAGGGAAAAUAGCCACGAGACAAAUCAACGUCCCCUGUGCCUCGUACUUUUUCUCCUAGAAUAAUUAAUUAUUUCAUCACUUCGUUUGGCACGUGAAAGUAUGAAACAAUACGAUAUCUGCUUGUAGUCCUAAACGCGUCCCAUUUGUUUCAGUUAUUUACUCCAUCAGAAAUAUUCUAGUUUGAUGUUACA
This is a messenger RNA of Zingiber officinale, 2652 nucleotides long. RefSeq names its product CTL-like protein DDB_G0274487. Gene Ontology annotation, molecular function: transmembrane transporter activity. The record is from RefSeq and is a predicted model, not a curated record. Lineage: Eukaryota; Viridiplantae; Streptophyta; Magnoliopsida; Zingiberales; Zingiberaceae. Gene Ontology annotation, biological process: transmembrane transport. Gene Ontology annotation, cellular component: membrane. Bases 535 to 2073 code for a protein of 512 amino acids. The transcript is spliced from 4 exons.